AUGAACCGGUUUCUUUCCACUCUCAAAAGCUCUCGUAGCCGGCCACGAAAAUCUCACCGCCACCGCCAUCGCCACUACCACUCUCGCUCAGAGAGCACCGAGUCCCUCUCCUCUAGCUGCCAAAGCAGGCACAGAGCCAGGUCUCGGGAGGAAGGCCAUAAAGCAAGACGAAGACGCUCCCAGCACUGUUCAAAGAGCACUGAGACGCGAAGCAUGUCUGCAGAGGGUCAAGCCAGCCAAACCCUUCAGAUCUACAGCUUCCUCUCGGCUAAGGAAGUAAUCUCUCAGUCGGGGUCAUCUGCUGACCUCUUUACCAAAACAGACAGCCCGCUUGGCAACCUAGCCAGUCGGAAUGGAGGGGCCCAUGAAUCUGACUCAGGAAACGAUACUUCUUCCCCUCCCUCCACUCAGACGAACUCAGCCAGGCCAAAGGACAGCCAGGAGAAGAGAAGCCGAGCCCACAAUGGCUUUGGCCGGGCCUUCUCACCUGGGAAGCCCAAAUUGGCCAACAGCGAUAACAGCUCUGAUUCGGGAAAUUCCUUCACCAGUUGUUUUUCCCAGAGCAAGGGAACAACUUUGGAAAAUCUCUCUCCGGAUGCCCAGGGACAGGACCAAAGAAGUUUCCUGUCCCCGUGUCUCGCCUGCUCGGAGGUGAAGAAGCAGAGCCCCCUGCAUUCCCCAGAGCGCAGCUCCCCACUGAGACCGUGCUCCCGCAGCGGGUCGUACACCAGCACAGGGCGGUCCUCCCGUGGCUCCAGUCGCUCCGCCCACUCCCGCUCAUUGCAUCACCAGGCCACGCCCAGGUACUCCCGAAGCAGAUCCUGCUCCUCAGGGAAAAGGUCCUAUUCAUGUUCCCCUAGCUACUCAUCCAAGUCCUGCAAAAGAAGCCCUGGAAGCAGGAACUCCAGACCGCGUCGGAGCCCCAGUUAUUCCCGCUACAGCCCCAGCAGGGACCGUGCGAGAGAGCACACGUACGGCUCCAGCGAGAAGGAGUCCCAGCGGGAGCGGAACAGGCGGCGGCGGAGGUCCUACUCGCCCAUGAGGAAACGCAGGAGAGAUUCUCCCAGCCACCUGGAAGCUCGCCGCAUCACGAGUGCCCGGAAACGCCCCAUCCCAUACUACAGGCCCAGUCCUUCCUCCUCCAGCAGCGUCAGCAGCUGUUCCUCCUGGUACAGCAGCGUUAGCCGCUCUCCCGGCCGCAGCCGCAGCUACUCCAGCUACAGGAGCAGCCGGAGCAGAAGCUGGAGCAGCAGCAGCGACAGCGGCCGGAGCCGGAGCCGGAGUUCGGGCCCAAGGAGCAGCCGCAGCAGGAGCAAGAGUUACGACUCUGCGGACAGCUAUGCCAGCCUGCGGCGCUAG
Messenger RNA from Terrapene triunguis (Three-toed box turtle), 1359 nucleotides. It is a transcript of the gene SRRM4, whose product is annotated as serine/arginine repetitive matrix 4. Bases 1 to 1359 code for a protein of 452 amino acids. The record is from RefSeq and is a predicted model, not a curated record. NCBI's taxonomy places the organism in Eukaryota, Metazoa, Chordata, Testudines, Emydidae. Gene Ontology annotation, molecular function: mRNA binding. Gene Ontology annotation, cellular component: nucleus. Gene Ontology annotation, biological process: mRNA processing; neuron maturation; regulation of RNA splicing. The transcript has 7 exons.